GUUCUCGCAGAAGUGUCACCGCUUCACUUACAGUUACUGUCAGCUGCUCCGGACGAGUUGAGUCACCCCCGAAACGCAAACCAAAUCUUUUGAAAAUGAAGUGUUUCAUUGCCAUCGCUUUGCUCGCCGUUGCCGUCAGUGCAUCGCCGGUCGAAUACGGCCACUAUGGUGCCCCCGCUCUGGUCCAUGCCCCGCUCGUGCACCAUGCCCCUCUGGUGAAGCAUGUCGUCGCUGAGCCAGUGGCCUACCCGAAAUACUCGUUCAACUAUGGCAUCAAGGACCCGCACACCGGCGAUAUCAAGUCGCAGGCUGAGGAGCGCGACGGAGAUGUCGUCAAGGGCCAGUACUCCCUCGUCGAGCCGGACGGUUCCGUGCGCACCGUCGACUACACCGCCGAUGACCACAACGGUUUCAACGCGGUCGUCCACAAGUCGGCCCCGGCCGUCCAGAAGGUGAUCGCCGCCCCGGUCCACGCCCACUACGCCCACGCCCCCGUCCUCAGCCACUACGUCCACUAGAGCGGACCGUCCGGACUCCUCACGACAGCACCAACAACAACACUCUCUAAGCAUAUCCAUCACUCGUUAGUUAGUAUCGUAGUCAACUCAACUCUCACCACUGGGCCCCUGACGGAAGAAGGAAGAACCCUGCCGUGCGGCACCCAAGCCAACACAUACAAACGCACGCACACACAAACACACAAACGUAUGGGUUGUUCACGCCAGACCAUGCCAUGCCGACGCCGUUAAGAAGGGGGUUGGGAAUGGGAGAACCACCGCCCAGGAGGGCCGUUUAGUUCGUUACCUACAUAGCUGCGUAAGGAUACUGCUUGAUGGCCGCCGUCCCACACCCACUAUCCCCUGCACCAAGUCAGCUGCUUGUCUCUUCAAUCCUUUCCGGCUCAAUCGGAUCCCAUGUCCCCAUCGCCAGCACUCCGCGGCGCCUAAAUCGCCGCAACACGCACGGCACGGUUCACGGCUGAAGGGAGCUUUUUUUGCAAGCUUCCGGCGGCGGUUACCGGGCGCGCGAUGCGAAUCCGAUUGGCGAUGGUGGUGUUGUGAUGCGAAGGCGGCUUCUUCCUUUCGGCUUCCGUCUACCCUGGCUAUUAUUGUUUUGUUUCCAAUGAUCUUCCAAGGAGUGACCUCCCCCAGGGAGUCCUGCUAUGAUCCUUGUACCUCCCGCUCGUACGGGUGUAGUGCGGCAUGCCGAGCAGGCCACACGCACACCCUCGCGAUGCACACACUAUCUCUAUCUCUCUGUGAUCUGUUACUGCUAUUGAUGCUGCAACUACUACUACUGCUAUUACUACAAACAUUACUACUACUACUACCACUACUAUUGCCAUUACUAUUGUGCUCCUCCCCACCCAAAAGAAAAACGAACACUGACUGGCCGGCUACCGCUCUGCCCAGGGCUAUGUUUCUUGUUGCGCCAUCAUAUAGCAAACCAUAUCGGUGAUAAAAAAAGGACAGACGGGCUGGCACCAGCAUAUAUUGUGAACGGAAGAGUAAAGAAAACGAAACAAAAAAAACGUUAUGCUCCCGGUACGCACCGUAUGAUUCAAUCCACCAAACCGAAAGGAUUCGUUACGGUUGCGACACCCAGGUGGGGUAGGAACAAUAAAAAAAAAACACAAACAACCAUUAGUGGAGCAAAGUUAUCAUCCGUGUGAAACCAGGCACACUGCAUCAGAACUGUAAAUAAUGAAUAAAA
Anopheles bellator is the source of this 1713-nucleotide messenger RNA. Its product is annotated as cuticle protein 8-like. The record is from RefSeq and is a predicted model, not a curated record. The coding region runs from base 96 to 518 and encodes 140 amino acids. Gene Ontology annotation, cellular component: extracellular matrix. Lineage: Eukaryota; Metazoa; Arthropoda; Insecta; Diptera; Culicidae. The transcript is spliced from 3 exons.